AUGGACAGACGGUCUCAACCUCCUCCUCUUCAACUUGAACCUCAUUCUCAACAUUUGGCUCCUGGAGAGCCAUCACGUCCCCCUCGAUCACCGCUCAGACCUCGUCCUCGACGAGCGAACAGUUUCGACCAAUCUCAACGAAAUCGGGCCGACUCAACUAUCAGUCUAGAAGGUUUGCAACAACUUCGUAACGCUCUGCAAAUUUUCCGAAACAGCUUGAGGACUCAAAACGAAGAGACUACAGAGAGGGAAGCGAUCGGGGAUAGAGAGAGGGAGGGACAGGUUGUAAAUUUACCAAUUUAUUGGCCAGGUCAACCGUCUCCACAAAGAUCGCCAUCACCUGCAGCAUCCGACAUGUCUCUCGCUGAUCAACGUUCAGCACGUAGACUGCUCGACUCUUUGCUCCAAGAACUACGCCCUCAUGACGAAUACGUAAUCUCACCAAGAGUCAAGUCGGUGAGGAGGGAUGGACAUCAGAGGGCGCAUAGUUUGCCAUCGUCGGUCACUUCCAGUGGCUAUGCGGGGGAAAGUGAAGGGUCUAAAAAUCAUUCAACCCUGGUUUCUAGUUUGUCACCGGAUAGAAGGAGAACGAUGAGUUAUACGACAUCAGAACCGAUGGUGGACGAUCAACCUAGGCCUAGUGUAUCGAGGGAGUUAGGAUGGUUGGCGGGCAAAAUCACACGGUCUGCUUCCGGGCCUAUGAGAGAUCAUAGUGACGAGUUGGAUCAAGAGGAGGAAGUGUCCCCCAUUGCAGAAGCACCACCGAUUGUCACACCUACGAUACAAGUUGUGGAACCACGAUUGUCAAGCUUACCACCGCCUCCUCUUGAAUCACCUCCGACAAGUCCUCCAGGGACCUCGCCAACAAGUCCGUCAUCGAGUUCACCUACGACUUUCCCUUCACAGCCCCCAGAAGUCCGUGUGACCCGACCAUCUCUUUCACUGUCGGAAUCCUCCUCUUACCCCACGGACGGAUCUUCCAAACAUGCUCGUCCUUCCCUGUCGCAAAUUCAAACCUCACCGGUUCCAGUGAUCCAAGUCACACCUUCGCGGACCUCGGGUAUGCACCCGUUCGCAGCUGUAGUAGCUAUGAUGGAAAACGGUGAUUCCCCAACUCGUCGGAGGGCUUCGGCGGGCAAGAUCUCUCCAAAGGGCUCAUUGACAAGUUUGAAAGAAGGGACGAAAAAGCUGGAAAAACCCCCACCGAGUCCGAAAUUGGACAAGGGUAAGGGGAGAGAUCCAGGAGAAACGCCUGGGAGAAAACAGACACCGCGACGAGCUUACAUAGGUCCAGGUGGGGUAGUUGACCGCAUAAGAUCAAAAGGCUCUUUACCUAAAAUACAUACCUCGCACGAUUCGACCUUCAAGCUGAAUCCACCUCCCACGCCACCAAUGACCUCGACACCUAUCACAGCUACAUCUGCCACUUUUCUUAGACCUGCCCCUGCUACUCCUCUCCCUAUGAAAUUUGUUGGUCAGAGAUACGCUCUCUCCUCUUUGAAUACGACACCUACCUCGUCUACGGCUCAUUCGCCACUACCGAUGUUCGCUCCGACUGAAGGAAGUCGGUUUUCCAAUGGACCAGUCGGGGAGGGUAUGGUGGAGAUUCCGAGGUUUAAGUUGAAGGAUCUGAAUUUGGGGAUUGUUAGAAGAUACGGGAGAGGUUCGAGAGUUGCGUGGAUCGGUUUAUGGGGAUUGUGCAUAUUCAAUGGACUGAUAGGAUUGCUCUUUGAUGUUAAUGUCAUUUACAUGCUAAUUCAAUGUGCUAUACAUCCAUCCCUUGAUUCCCACUCUGCGAGUUGGUCUUUUGCCGUUGCGGCAUAUGCUGUGUGUUGGGCGAUUUCUUUGGCGGUGUGGCUUUGUUGGGAAUUAGGUUAUGAAUUUUAUCGUCGUUGGCGUCUUCCCCGACCUGCCAUCGAACCGAUCUUCUUCUCCUACCCUGCAUCUUUAUACCUCUCCCUUGUCUCCUAUCCCCAUUUCACAUUCCUAUCUCACAUACGUCUUUCCUCUCUCGGAACCAUCACCUCCCGGGAUAUCAUUCCUGAGACUUUUCAUUUCCUUAUCCAAAUCGGACCUUCCCUCUUACCUCUUCUCCCCCGUGCGGCACUGUCCAUAGUCCUUCUCCUCUUCUACUCCUCCUCAUCACCCCCUUCCACACCUUUAGAUUCUUCAAAAGACUCUCAUUUCUUCACUUCAACCGGUCAACUCACUUCUUAUGCUCGAGGUGUUCUCCUGACGUUUGACGCCUGGGUUGCAAUCCGACUUGUUAUCGUCCUAUCUUCCAUCAUAGGUCUAUGGUUAUCUUCUUCCAAACCAUUAGGUGGUAUCUUCCGAAAUAAGAGUUUCUCCAAGAAAGAACCAACGACACCACGUAGAAAAGCAAAAUCUUCACUCCCUCCACCAAGAGAUCCUAGCGGUACGAAAUCCCCCCAGAAAUCAUGGUACGAAGCUGAAAACGAAUUUCAUUUCGUUUGGCGAGACAGGACCAGAUCAAGGAUUCAAGAUGCUUUUGAAUUAUGUUUAAUCAGACCUGGUAGAAAUGGAAGUACAACAGGUAUCGGUAUAGCAGGUGAUUUCGCUUGGGCAGCUAGAAGAUCACCUACUCCCGGUACACCAAAUACACAUUUUACAUCAAAUACCCAAAAUAACCAAAAUGUACAUUUGGCUCAAAACUCACACAACACACAUAAUAUUCAUUCUUCAAAUAAUCAACCAACAUCUUCCUCUUUACUCAAUUUACCCACUUCGAAUCAUCACGUAACAAGAAAUUAUACUCAAGGUCGUUCACCAUCCGCCGCACCACUUUUAGGAGAAGAUAAUGGAGAUGGAUUAGAAGAAUUGAUAGCUGCUGAUUUAAAUCUUCAAAAGAAUGAUAAGAAUGAUAUCAAGUUUUCCCCUUUAGAUCGACCAAGACCGGAAAGUAUGUUAUUACCACGUAAUACACCACCUAGGUCUGAAAACGUUACAGCAUCAGCAGGAAGUAGUAAAACGGAUUUAUUUUAUACACCUAUUGCUACACCUAUCCGUACGACACCUCAUAGCGAAGAUACGAAUAAUCCUAUCGAUCAACAUCCUUCCUCAAUACCCGCUUCAAGUACAAGCGAUAUAAUAACGAACGAAAACCAAGCUCCUCCAUCUGCUUUCCGACCACUACAUCAUUCUAAUCAUCCGAUCUUAUAUCCUAUCACCCCACCACACAAUGAACACAACAAUGAAACGAAGAUCGUCGAUAAACUUUCGGACGAAGGUGUGGAUAAGAGACGUUAUGAUGAUGACAAAAAGAUACGAUCAAGAUCCGACUCUACAUAUUCAAAAAUAUCUGACGAAAUGACAGAUUCACCUAAUACAUCAAAAAGAAGAUCAUCCGUUUCUUCUCCAGGACACGUAUUGAACAGAGCUAGAUCAACUAGUAUUGGUCUACUUCGAAAGACAGCUCACGAAGGUGGAGGUUUGAUAAGACGUGUAAGGAGCGGGACGGUGGGUAGUGGAUAUUCUCAAGUUGAUGAUGAUGAGCAUGAUGAAUCUCCUGGAUUAAGGGUGAGAACAUUGGGUAAAAGAAGGAGUAAUCUUGGACUUGGGAUACCAGGAGGUGGAGUGAUAGAUGAGAUGAGAGCGAGCACUUCGUAG
This is a messenger RNA of Tremella mesenterica DSM 1558, 3627 nucleotides long. RefSeq lists its product as uncharacterized. The record is from RefSeq and is a predicted model, not a curated record. Bases 1 to 3627 code for a protein of 1208 amino acids. The transcript is spliced from 7 exons. NCBI's taxonomy places the organism in Eukaryota, Fungi, Basidiomycota, Tremellomycetes, Tremellales, Tremellaceae.